GCAACCCAUAUCCCAUCUGUCACUUAUUCUGUCAUUGGGCAGGACAAAACAUUAUUUCAUGAUAGUAGCGUUAUUUCACGUUAGACAACUUUCAACACUAUUACCGUAAAAACCCAGAAGGUAUGGGCUCAGGGGAGAGUACGACCAGAAAAGUGUCUUUCGGUGUGGAUGAUGAGGACAGGGUUCGGAUUCUCCGUGGAGUCAAGCUAUCAGAAGACGUUCUCCAGAGGAUGAAAGGAGUGGCCAACAUUGCUCCAGAACCCAAACCAUCAACAACCUCCAGCCCUAAGAAAGACACAGGUGCUUCGAGCCCUCGACCCCAGAAGAGCCCACAGAGCCGGCCUCAACCCAAGACCCAGUCCAGCACCAGCAAACCCACGUCCUAUGCUAGUGAAGAACAGAAAAGGUUUGAACGUCAGCAGACAAAACUGAAGGAGGACUUGGCGAGGGCGGCACAAAAAGACAGCGAGGCAGCGAAGGAGGAGAUGAUUAAAGCCAUGAGCCGGGAUCGACACAACAAACGCCAGGAAGCAGAGCGGGCCAAACAACUGUCUGCAGAUGAGAUAGAAGUGAUGGCUCAGAAGCUACAGACGAAAGAUUCACAGCUGAAAGCGUUGGAUGCUUUCUACAAGGAGCAGCUGGCACUACUGGAGAAGAGGAAUUUGGAAAGAUAUCAACAGAGCAAGGACCAAUUCCACGAAGGUGCCAACAAGACUGAGGCAAGCGUGAGGUAUCGUAGCACAGACCCAGUGUGUGCUGGCCUGCAGGCUCAGAUUUUAUCCUGUUACAAAGCCAACGGGGAUCAGACCUUAAAGUGUUCAGACCUGGCCAAAGAGUACAUGCAGUGUAUCGAUGCUGCAAAGAAGAACCUGCUGGUCAACCAUGGAUGAAGACACGAAGAAAAACGGAUAAAACAGUGAUUUGACGACGGCUUUGUACCUCUGCACUGAGAACGGCACAUGUUGUAUCCCUGUUUUGAAAUAUAAGAAAGUUGCUUUUAGAAUGCCUUGAUCUUAAAACUUUCUUUUUAUCAUAUUUAUUUGAGUUAUCAUCUAUUGAGGUUUCUUUAUGAUUCUGCACAGCUACGUUAUACGGGGAAGCUUUUGAAUAAUACAAAAAAAAAAGUGUGUAUAUUAGAUUCAUGGCCUGAAGCCGUACUCUUCCAAGUCAGCCUUUUUACAACAUCAGAGGAAAGUAUUUCUGAGAUCUGAGUUGUAAAGAUCCAUUCAGGAUGAGUUCUUCCUCCCAUCAUCUGAAUGUGAGAUUCAGUCCGUCACGUCCUCUGCUGCUUUUGUUGAGACGAAGAAAAGAAAAGUCAUUUCAGGUAGGAAUUUAAUCGGGUCCAUUUACACCGUCCUUGUUUUGAUCUCCGACUGCAACAGGAGCUGAUUGAGUUUUAUUGCUUUUGAGUUUUAUAGUUUUGUAUUUUUUCAAAGACAGGAACAAACUCAGGUUAUCCUGGCCAUGACUCUAAUUCAUCCAGUGUAUGGUGUAGUGUAUGAUUUUAUUAAAACGGUCAUAUCCUUUGA
Messenger RNA from Labrus mixtus (cuckoo wrasse), 1529 nucleotides. It is a transcript of the gene chchd6a, whose product is annotated as coiled-coil-helix-coiled-coil-helix domain containing 6a. The transcript is spliced from 9 exons. The record is from RefSeq and is a predicted model, not a curated record. NCBI's taxonomy places the organism in Eukaryota, Metazoa, Chordata, Actinopteri, Labriformes, Labridae. Bases 123 to 890 code for a protein of 255 amino acids. Gene Ontology annotation, cellular component: mitochondrion; MICOS complex.